AAUGUUUUUUUGCUUUGCAGUCGAUCAUGGACGUAAAACAAGAAAUAAAGGAGGAUACCUCUAAACCGACACCUGCCGAUAAUGGAUGCGGGCACUCAACAAAUAAAGAAGGUGAUAUGAAAAUGACCAUCAAAGCCGGAGAAGAGAAAACAUCACUCCCAGUCUCAAUGAAAGCUAAAAACGAGGAGGAUUCUAAACAAGUCGAUCAAGUUGAAAAUCAUGAUGCCAUUGUAGGCAACCCUGUACAAAGCGGUCAGGAGACCUCCAUGGAUGUGUUGCGAAAGAAUAACCAUCAGUGCUCCUACUGUGAUAGAGCAUACUCUCGUAAAGGCGCUCUGACUAAUCAUUUGAAAAAACACACUAAAGGGAAACCCUUUGAGUGUCCUCAAUGCGACAAAAGAUUUUCCCACUAUUUUCAAUUUGUCGCACACACAAGAUCCCACACUGGCUGGAUUCCCUGUACAGUCUGUCAGAAAACAUUCCGCAUGGAAUCCGCACUUGACUUGCACUUCAAACGGCAGCACAUGGAUUACGAAGAUCGACAAUUCAAGUGCAGUUAUUGUGAUAAGAGAUUUCCGUAUAAGUCUGCGCUGAAUAUGCAUGAAAAGCUCCACACGCGAUGGUACGAAUGUUCACAUUGUGGGAAGAAAUACAGACAUGAGAGUAGUCUGAAGCGGCACCUUGAAGCCCAUGAGGAGGAUAGGAAGAAGCCGUUUCAGUGCGAUCAUUGCUCAAAAGGGUUCUUCAAAGAAGGUUCACUUGUUGCCCAUCUGAGAAUACACAGCGGGAAGGAUGUUGCGCAAUGCCCGCAUUGUGAUAAAAAGUAUCUCAACAGGUCGCACCUAAAAGAUCACAUGAUGAAGAAGCAUGAUUCUAAACGAAUUUAUUUCAAAUGCCCCAGGUGCAAUGCAAGCUUUGUUCAGCAGAACGGUCUUGACACUCACAUGUUUAAAAAGCACGGUGAAGGAAAGCCUGGCGAAACACGUAGCAGGUGCCAUACACCUGCAUGUUCGAUUUGCAGUGAAGUAUUCCCGAGCAGAUUCAAACUUGCUGCCCACACGAGGGAAAAACAUCUUGAUACUAAACCAUUCGGGUGUUCCGUUUGUGCAAAGAAAUUUGCGAAUAAGGCUUACCUUAACAGCCAUAUGAAAUACCACAGUGGGGAUAAGCAGCAUCAGUGCGACCAGUGUGGUGAGAAAUUUUAUGAGAAGCAACAGCUGAAUAGACAUGUAAAGAGACAUACGGGAGAGAAGGAGCAUCAGUGUUCCGUUUGUGGAAUGAGAUUCUAUGAAAAGCACCGUCUCACCAGUCAUGCUAGAACCCACACUGGAGAGAAGCCAUAUGCUUGCUCACUGUGCGAUAAAAGAUAUGGGCAUCCUAGCGACCUGAAAUAUCAUGUACGAUCCAUCCAUAAGCCUACUGGGGAGAAACCCUUCCAGUGCUCACAAUGCAACAAAAAGUUUUACUUCCGAAGAUUCCUGAAGAGACAUGAACAAAUACACUCUGAAGACAAACCCUUUCUAUGCUCAUACUGUGGCAAGACUUUUAGAAAAAGCAGUUAUUUGGAGACGCACACGUUGACACAUACUGGCGAGAAAGACUAUCCAUGUACUCUUUGUGAUAAGAAAUUCAGUUCGAGAGGUCUGCUGAAUCGUCACGUGCGAAAGCACACGGGCGAAAAGCCUUAUAAGUGUCCAAUUUGUGGGAAGGAGUUUGCUCAGCAACCUGCUAUGGCGAGUCAUCUCAGAGUCCAUCGCAAUGAGAAAAACCAUCAUUGUGUGGUUUGCGACAAGAAGUUUUACAGCAGAUGCCGUCUUCAAAGUCACAUGACGACGCACAAUGGGGAAAAACCUCAUGUUUGUCUGCUCUGUUGGGCACAGUUCACCCAAAAAGGAAGCCUGAAGGACCAUCUGAGAACGCACACAAAGCCGUACAAAUGCAACAGUUGUCCCCAAAGAUAUGCUCAGGAAAAAAGCCUCAAUAACCACAUUGCAAAAAAGCACACUGCCGAAAAGCCCUACAAAUGCCACCUUUGUGGUGAAGGUUUCAAUCUCAAAAAGGUUCUGGAUCGUCAUAUCAGAAGGCAUGCAAGGCCGUACAUAUGUGAAUCUUGCCCCAGCAGAUGUUCCAGCAAGAAAAAUCUCAGUCUUCACCGAAGAUUAAGACAUCCUGGGAGCAAGCCCUAUCAAUGUUCAUCUUGCCAAAAGAGAUUUUAUGGACUCUCACAACUCAGUAACCACUUGAAAACUCGAUGCGGUAAGAAUCUCGGUAAAAGCUCAGUUUUGCUCAGAAACUGCGGUACAAAACCUUACAAAGAAGGACAAGAAGAGCCAGAAGGACAAGAAGAGCCAGAAGGACUUGCUGAACCCCCAAAUCUCGAUGGCAUCUUUAAAUCUCAAUGCUUUAUCCGUCUCAGUAAAUGUUCGGUCCCACUAAAAAGCUCAAAUAUCAAGCCUGAAGAAAAACCAGAGGAGUUUGUCGAAGCCCCAACGCUCGUUGCCACCUUGAAAUCGCAUUGCCCCGUAAAGCUCCGGAAAUGUUCCGUUCUGCUCAGAGAUGACGAAAUGCUUUUGAUGUGGACGACAUUCUUGAAUGAAAGGAAAUCAUGAUUUACUUCCAGAAUACAUCUGCCUUGUAUUCUUGGAAGUAUUCUGAAAAAGUCCUUGUGAAUGAUGUACAAUUCAGUUAUCACAAUCAUUAGUUAAAGUAGCUUUAAACUUCUUCCGGUCAAAAGUCCUUUUUACUGGGUCAGUGAACCUUGAACCUGGUUUAGUAAAUGUAUGCAUGGACCUAUUACAAUAGGUCCAUGAUGUAUGUAAACUUAACUAAGGCUAUUUUUUUUGUCUCGCCUGCAUAGCAGAGCGAGACUAUAGGCGCCGUUUUUCCGACGGCGGCGGCGUCAACAUCAAAUCUUAACCUAAGGUUAAGUUUUUGAAAUGACAUCAUAACUUAAAAAGUAUAUGGACCUAGUUCAUGAAACUUGGACAUACGGUUAAUCAAGUAUUACUAAACAUCCUGCCUGAGUUUCAGGUCACAUGACCAAGGUCAAAGGUUAUUUAGGGUCAAUGAACUUAGACCAUGUUGGGAAAAUUAUUUUCAAAAUCUUAACCGAAGGUUAAGUUUUUGAAAUGACAUCAUAACUUUGAAAGUAUAUGGACCUAGUUCAUGAAACUUGGGCAUAAAGUUAAUCAAGUAUUAGUGAACAUUCUGCUCGAGUUUCAGGUCACGUGACCAAGGUCAAAGGUCAUUUAGGGUCAAUGAACUUUGGCCAAGUUGGGGGUAUUUGUUGAAUUACCAUCAUAACUUUGAAAAUUUAUGGAUCUAGUUCAUGAAACUUGGACAUUAGGUUAAUCGAGUACCACUGAAUAUCCUGUGCGAGUUUCAGGUCACAUGACCAUGGUCAAUGGUCAUUUAGGGUCAAUGAACUUUGGCCGUGUUGGGGGUAUUUGUUAAAUUACCAUCCUAACUCUGAAAGUUUAUGGAUCUAGUUCAUAAAACUUGGACAUAAGAGUAAUCAAGUAUCACUGAACAUCCUGUACGAGUUUCAGGUCACAUGACCAUGGUCAAAGGUCAUUAAAGGUCAAUGAACUUUGGCCAUGUUGGGGGUAUUUGUUGAAUUACCAUCCUAACUCUGAAAGUUUAUAGAUCUAGUUCAUAAAACUUGGGAUAUAAGAGUAAUCAAGUAUCACUGAACAUCCCCUGUGAGUUUCAGGUCACAAAACCAAGGUCAAAGGUCAGUUAAGGUCAAUAAACUUAGGCCAUGCUGGGGUAAUUGUUGAAUUGCCAUCAUAACUUUGAAAGUUUAUGGAUAGAGUGAAUGAAAUGUGGACAUGGGUGUAGUUGACAAGUCUUAAGUCACCGUUCAAAUGUCAUUUAUGGUCAAUGAAGGUAUUAUGUCAUUAUAUGAAUGGUGUUUUUGUGAAUGAUUAUUUUAUAGUAGUUUUCAAAGUUAGCACUGAUGCUAUAUUAAAUUGCGUAAUGCAGGCGAGACUGCCAGAGGCAUUCCACUUGUUUUAAUUCUCAGGAUAAUAUUAAAGAUACGAUACAAACUUGUAACAACUAACUUUUUCAUGAAACAUACAUUUCAAGAACUGACAAAUAGAUGGUAAUUUCAGGCAUAAGCCUUAUUCUGUUAAACUUUUAUAGGUUCUCAGUAAUUACAGUGUACAUAAGUAUUUAAUAUCUUUAUUUUCCUCAUUCAUUCUGUGUUGGGACUACAUCAAAGUGGAAACAUGUUUAUAAGACGUCUUUUAAACGCAUUCAGAAUUGAUGUUGUGUUUCUGCUUCUUCAGGAACUGUGUUUUUGGAGAAACAUUGAUCAUAAUUACAUCAUUGUGUGAUAUUAGGAGCAUUGUUGGUGACCAGUGUUCAAUAUGGAACUGUGGAACCAUUUUAAACUAGAUGUAGCAAAAUCCCGAUUUUGGCUUAAAAUUAGGAAGCAGAAACAUUUUCCGUAAGUCAUGAUUGUCCUUGUUGUUUAUACUUAUAGACCCUUUGAAAUGUCUUUUAAUACUGUUCUUUGUUAUACUAACUUUUAGCUGUAUAUUGAACAGCUUAUCAAAGUUAACAAAUAUUGUCUUCUUACAGGACCACAUGUGAUUGGUCUGCAUCUGAAACUACACAUGUGGGUCAUCGUGAUCAUAGUCACUCUGAUAACUAGAGCGCUCUGUUCAAUAUAUGACCAUUUGACUUGGUAAAGUGGAAAUGAAGUUUGGACUAUCUUGCAAGAAGUUGUGAUAGAUUCAAAUUAGUCUUGAAAAACAAUUAAUCUCAAUUCCUAUCUUUUCUUUUUGCAAUUUGAGAUCAAUCUAAGUUUUAAUUACUGACAACAAUCUUAACACAAUUUUUUGUGACCUUUAAUGACCUUUAUUGUCUUCUGUUGCAAGCCACUGAAAUCCUUGCAUCUGAUUGGCUCAGACCAAUUUUAACAGUGAAAAUCACUUUUUGUUUCAUGAAGCUUUUCCCUGUAGCCAUUGGUUACUUUUCAUGCCAAUUAUCAUUUUUUUUAUAAGUACUUUUCAAGUUGAGUAUGUCAGUUGUGGUUAAUACUCGUAAUUCUAGAGGUUUUCAGUGCAUUGACAAGCUAGUUUUUUUUCAGUUUAUUUCCAAUUCGUUUAAUGCCAAUUCGUCCAAUGGCCGUUUAGUCCAUAUACUAUUUGGUCUAAUUGGACGAAGUGUUGAAUUGUGCAAAAUGAAUGAAAAUGAAAUGGAUAUUAGACCAACUGGUUAUGAGACGAAAUGGUCAUAGACAAAAUGGUGAUAGAUGAAGUGAUGAUUGGACCAAAUGGUUGUUAGACGAAGUGUUGAUGAACGGAAUGGCAUUAGACUAAAUGAAAGUAGACAAUGUGGUGAGUGGACGAGUUGGCAAUUUACCAUUGUUUUUUUGCCAGAAUAAAGUAUAUGGUGGUCACUUGUUAUAGUUCAUUUGUUUCUUUCAAAAUAUUUGUACAUGGCAGUUCAAAAAUAAUAAGAUAUUUAAAUAAAACGGACUGUCAACAUAAUAAACCUAAAUUGAAGUGGUUUACAUCAUUAACAUUAAGGAGUAGAAUUCCAGAAAAAAGGUUACAUGUGAUUGACAUUUUGAAAGAAAGGGGAGGUCUGAAAGAAGUGUUCGUCUUAUCCUGUAGUCUUAUCAAGCAUGUUAUCAAGUUAAAGAUCUUAUAUUGAUUGUAAAUUCAUUGCUACCGUGUGCUCAAGAUUUUUUUAUCACAUAUAGUCUCUUUUGAUCAUUUACGUUUGUACAGUUACCUAUUUUCAUCCAUAUUCCUUCCAAAAGACAAAGUUAAUUAUAGUUUUUUAGUCGAAUGAACAAGUUAUGGAAAAAGAUUCUUUUUUUCCUAUACAGAAAAAUAGUGAACAUAUCCAUUGUUUUAUGUUUUAAUAUGUUUGCAGACCAAUAAGCCGCACAGAUCUCAUGUGGGUCAUGUGUUGUGCAGGGUACAUGAAUAAAUAACGCAACAAAUUAAA
This is a messenger RNA of Lytechinus pictus (painted urchin), 5967 nucleotides long. Its product is annotated as oocyte zinc finger protein XlCOF6-like. NCBI's taxonomy places the organism in Eukaryota, Metazoa, Echinodermata, Echinoidea, Temnopleuroida, Toxopneustidae. The transcript has 3 exons. The record is from RefSeq and is a predicted model, not a curated record. Gene Ontology annotation, molecular function: RNA polymerase II cis-regulatory region sequence-specific DNA binding; DNA-binding transcription factor activity, RNA polymerase II-specific. The coding region runs from base 27 to 2609 and encodes 860 amino acids.